Colletotrichum acutatum is the source of this 650-nucleotide messenger RNA. RefSeq names its product D-Tyr tRNAtyr deacylase-like domain-containing protein. Gene Ontology annotation, cellular component: cytoplasm. The coding region runs from base 87 to 548 and encodes 153 amino acids. Gene Ontology annotation, biological process: tRNA metabolic process. Gene Ontology annotation, molecular function: D-tyrosyl-tRNA(Tyr) deacylase activity. The transcript has 5 exons. The record is from RefSeq and is a predicted model, not a curated record. NCBI's taxonomy places the organism in Eukaryota, Fungi, Ascomycota, Sordariomycetes, Glomerellales, Glomerellaceae.
UUUUGCUACUCUUAGUAAGGUCCCUGGGUCUCAGGUAAAUCUACUGCGCCGUCUCCAACGUAGGCAGUGGUGCAGUGCAGUGCAAAAUGAAAGCUAUCGUACAGCGGGUGCUCUCUGGGUCAGUGACGGUGGACAACGAAGUGAUUUCCUCCAUUGGAAAGGGACUUCUUGUUCUUGCUGCUGUGGCUCCCGAAGACACAGAGAAAGAUGCCGAGAAUCUAGCAAACAAGGUGUUGAAGCUCAGGAUGUGGGACGACGAUGCCGGCGCAAGGUGGAAGAAAACAGUUCCGGACAUUGACGGAGAAAUUCUCUGCGUGUCUCAAUUCACGCUCUUCGCCAAAAUUGUCAAGAACAAGCCGGACUUUCGCCUCAGCGCAGGAGCCGAGGAUGCCAAAAGGCUCUAUCACCAUUUCUUGCAAAAGUUGCAGGACAGCUACGCCGCCGACAAAGUCAAGGAUGGACGCUUCCAGGCUAUGAUGGCCGUGGCUUCCGUUAAUGAUGGACCGGUCACAUUUGAGCUCAACACAGAGUCGGCACCUAAGCCCUGAUCGCUCUCAAAGUCUUCCGGAUGCCAUUUGCCACGACCCAAGGUACUAAUCCAACGUCUCCUGACACAAGGCGGGGAUUUACUUGAGCAGAACCUAAGUACG